Diaporthe citri is the source of this 966-nucleotide messenger RNA. RefSeq lists its product as uncharacterized. Gene Ontology annotation, biological process: regulation of transcription by RNA polymerase II. Gene Ontology annotation, cellular component: mediator complex; core mediator complex. The record is from RefSeq and is a predicted model, not a curated record. Gene Ontology annotation, molecular function: transcription coactivator activity. NCBI's taxonomy places the organism in Eukaryota, Fungi, Ascomycota, Sordariomycetes, Diaporthales, Diaporthaceae. The transcript has 2 exons. The coding region runs from base 1 to 966 and encodes 321 amino acids.
AUGGGCUCCGCGGCGAAAGAGUCCGCCAUGGACGAGAUCCAAUGGAGGAAUCCGGCCUUCAUCAUGCAAUUCGGACCGUUGCACACAAAUACCGUGUUACACUACUUCGCUACAUCACCGUUCUUCGACCCAACGUCCAACAACAAUGUUAUCCAGAACCAAGCCCAGUACAAUGCCAACCUCUUUCACGUCCUCGCCACCCGCGAGGCCUUCGAGACACGCCUGAAGAGUAUGCAGGGCCUCGAAUACAUUGUCGCCGAGCAGCCCGCCGAGACUGGCCCGGGCCAGGGAACGGGUGUCUGGAUAAUUCGCAAGCAGAACAGACGGAAGAGGCCAGGCCAGGAAGACGAAUUGACGGUGCAUAAGGACUAUUUCUUGGUUGGGGAGAACCUAUAUGCCGCACCGACAUUUGCGGACCUCAUGAGCUCCAGAAUGGCCACCAUUUCUACGGCAGUGGGGAAGAUCCUCGAGAGUGCCAACAGUGUACAGAAGUGGACACCUGCGAAGGGACAUGUCUAUGCCAAUCCUCAAAUACCACGCGCCUCGACCUUGGAGCCAAAAGAAGCGACACCCAUGCCGGAAGGCCCCGGCGGCAAGCAAGGCCAACCACCCGCGAAAACCUCGACAAAGGAGGAAGAGCUCGAGCGCCUGGCCGAGGAAUCCUUCCGCAUCCACAUGAAGUACGGUGGCGACUACAUGGAUGAGAUACCCAUCACCGGAGCGCCAGGGAACUUCCACUUCGCGUCGACCGGGCGCAACGACAAGCUUGCCGUACCAAAUGUGCCACCUGUAACCCUAAAGCCGUCCACACUAGCUCCAUUGAACACGAAAACUGUCGAGGUGCUUUCUGCGAAGGACGCCAAGAAGACGAAGAGUCCACGGCCUGGAGGCAGCGGGAGGUCAAAGGACAGAAGGAAAAGCAAAGGGGGCUCAGGCGUGGCCACUGGUACGCCAACGCCAUCUUGA